Ogataea parapolymorpha DL-1 is the source of this 4749-nucleotide messenger RNA. Its product is annotated as separase. Gene Ontology annotation, cellular component: nucleus; mitotic spindle; mitotic spindle pole body. Gene Ontology annotation, biological process: proteolysis; meiotic chromosome separation. The coding region runs from base 1 to 4749 and encodes 1582 amino acids. The transcript has a single exon. The record is from RefSeq and is a predicted model, not a curated record. NCBI's taxonomy places the organism in Eukaryota, Fungi, Ascomycota, Pichiomycetes, Pichiales, Pichiaceae. Gene Ontology annotation, molecular function: cysteine-type endopeptidase activity.
AUGUCGUUAAACUUGGAAGAGCUUGAGCAAGUUCUUUUAAGCCAUCUUAAGUCGCCAGAGGUCCGAGAACCGCAGCGGCAGGCCCUGGCUCCACGGGCCGCCCUGAAAGCCCGCGAACCAAACGUCCAGCCCAUCGUGCAGGACCCCGUGGACCUUGCUGUUGGGUUCAUCAACGAAAUAGUCGGCGAGACGCGCUCCUUUGGCGCACAGAGGCUCGACAGCUCUAUUUUGCGAACCAUAGUGCUUUGUCUGGAGGCAGUAGAAAAAACCGAUCCUAUUUUACAUAUUAGCAAGACCCUGGAGGCCUGCAAGGUGUUUAUUUCGUCGGGAAUGCUUGCCGAGUCACGCUUUCUGCUAGAGCAUCUGUUCUGUCUGAAAACACAUAAGCAGAAUCCGUCUUUGGAAGAUCUGAUAGGAGGCUAUGAGUUUGCAGAUUUUGGCCCAAGGUUGGACGCUGAAUACAUUAUGGUGGUUCUGGAGCUGAUAUUAGCCUUGAGAGUGCAUAAUAUUUCAACGCGUUUUCCGGAUACGAUCAUUGAGAAAACAUCGCCAUUGAUACCAUCACUUGACAGACAACAACGUCUCAAAUUCUUUACUCUUCUUUCCCAGUUUUGCACCGUCGAACAGACCGCAGAGUCCCUAAAGUUGCGCUACUACGCUCUCAUGCACAUAGAAGAUGUCGACACAGAGUUUAUACUGGCCACAAUCUUGCAUUUUGAAAGAGUUUGUGAUGCAUCAGUUUAUUCCAGCACGGCCGACAUGUUUUACAAUUUGUGCUCCUCGUGGGCUCAAAGCCAGCAAUCCUUUCGUCUGUUGGAAUUUCUCAUCCACAAAUACCGUCAACUGAAACCUGCGUCUUGUACGUUGCGAUGGGAAGCAAUGAUAUGUCAGCAAGUUGUGCCGACCGCUCUUGACGACCAUAUCUCGUAUUUAUUGACCACGCUUGACAUUUCCGACACCAACGACCGCCGAAUUCUACACAAAGCACUGGAAUUGGAAAGACCGAUAGCUAACGAAUCGUUCUUUGCCGCCAAUGUUUGUCGAGUAAUUAAAGGACUUGACUUCAAUUUGAAACCAGACCAGCAGCUUGUUCUUGCACUAUUGGAGUUUUCUAAAAACCUGGCUCCGUCUUUAAACGUGUACGAUAUGACGACUAUCAUGCUUAAAGACCUGGACCCACUGGUGCACUCUGGAUUUGAGAUCAAGGUGCUUACCUUGAUGACGGAGGUGCUAAAGCACCAAAAUCAGCCAAAGAGACUACGCAACUUCUCAAACUUGCUUUUCCACUUUGGCGGCAAGCUCUUGACUAAACACGAGACUGAAGCUCUUAGAUGUUGGCACAAGUGUCUGGAUGUCGAAGAUAUUCUUGUUGAGCAGAACACUGACGAGUUUGGACAGCUGAAAAAUAAAGUAGAACGUAUGCUAAACAUGCUGAUCGAGACCAAAAAAUACACUCAAUCAUACGACAUAAUCAUGCACGUGCUUCAGUCGUUUGAACAGCUCCACCUGGGCUGGCAGGUCGAAAAGUAUCAGGAUGAGCUGACAAAUACGUUUGGCGUUUUAUUUAAGCUGGUCGCCAGGAUGAUCGUUCGUAUGGACUCCAAGCUGCCGGUUAAAAUUCUUGGUAUGUGUGAUAAAACGCGAGCAUUUGUCACAAUCGAGCUGAUCAAGAUUCUUACUGCCAUGAAACCUUCGAGACGAGACCAGAUUUCAGCCCUGAUAGUCCAGGUGAAAAAUGAGUUGCAGGACAACGGACUCUUUCUGUAUUUUCUCUCAUCCAUUUCGAUGAUUAUUGAGUUUGGGCUGGCCCUUAAGUCCAUUGAGGCUUUGAACUUUGAAACAAACUCGGUUAUGAGCGGAUACCGUGACAUAAUUGUAUGUCACAUAUAUUUAUUGCAAUGUUGCGCCCAGAUGGACGAAGCGUUGCUCAUGAAAUCACUCGCGGCCGCUUUGUCGUGGGCCAAGACCAAGCGUGCAAAAGUCUCGGUCUAUGAGAUGGAAGUGCUUACAAUGGUGGUCCGUGUUCUCAAUUAUUCCGAUCUUACAGAUUACGCUAGCUAUUUGUUGGAGGUUGCAAGACAAAAUGCUGAUUUCGGUGACUCGGACCUGAGAUUAAAAAUAGAGGCUGCAUCUUUGAAAUUGCAGCUAAAUCUUCCAGACGAAGCUCUAAAACUUCUAGGCGAAAAAACGCCCACCAAUGCCCUGGAAGCCGUGAGGUACAAAAUGUUGAAGACUGAAUGUCAUCUAUUAUUGAAAUACGAUACGGCCCGGGAGGAAUGUACUGAAUUGCUCUCACUCUUCAAAAAUGAGCAGCUCCAGCUGUCCAAGCAGUCUAGCAAGCUCAACGUCAGCAGCCUUCUAAUGUUGGCUGCGCGCGUGUCGAUGCUGAUGUCUCUUUUCCAUCGCGAGAAAAAUAAAAUUGAGAGUGUGCUGAAUCUUAAGCAGAGCAUCAGGGUGCUUCAGUCUGUGAUGAAGAACUUUCUGGUUACCGAUGGGAGCUCGAUAGAAAUCGACCUUUGUCACAAGAAUACGCUCAAAAUGCAGUUUGUAUCGUCAAUGCUGCAGGCUUAUAGCUCCCUGGCAGCCAUGAUGCUGGAAUUGGGGCUAGCCAAAGACUUCGAGUACUACGAGGCCGAGCUUGAGAAGGUUCUUACGCACCAGUCGUGCGUGGUACUCAAGUCCAAGUAUUUCUUCAAGCUGGCCAAAUACCAUGUUUACAAGAACGAUCUCUCAGGAGCAAAAGAAUUACUAGAAAAAGGCACUCGAUGUGCGCAACAAAUGCAAUUCGAGUCGUUCCAGGUCGAGUUUGAGAAGCUAACCGCAUAUGAGCUGUUUUAUCAAACGGCCGAUUGCAACGACGUCCACGCGAUCCGCGACAAAGUGGAUCUUUUUUUCCGUCUUCUUGCAGAGCACGAAGUCGACGGUGGCAAGUUUUACCAACAGGUGGUGUACGAGCUCAAAGUUGGCCGCUCAUUGGUCAACGAAAAAGAGUUUAUUGCAUUUCUGCGCAUGUUUCUGCCUUUGAACGGCAAGGAGAAGACCAGCAUGGUGGAAACUGCGGUCACCAAAAUUAAGGAAAUGAUAUUUCAGACGGUCAACCAGGACCUCGAAAAUAUUUUCGCAGGCGACUCCGUGGUUGUCAUGAAAGAAGGCGUGAUGGACAACUUAUACGCUGCCUGUCUCCGGGAAUGCGCAAAGUUUGUGAACGAGCCUAGAUUGGUUAGCGAGGAUGUAUCCAAAGGAGCUAUUUCUGUGCUUCUUGCUAGUGGAACCAGUUCGCGCACUGAUUUGGAUUCACUGUUGUUGCGGAACGAGUUGAUGCGCUACGAGUCCAUUGAGUAUGACCGAGAAUUGAACCUGGCUGUCGAAAGCACGCGACAACUCGUGCCGCUCGUAUGCCAGCCCGACUACCAAGUCUCUGCUACGCAAACGCACAAUCUUCCCUCUGUUCUUCCAUCAAACUGGGUCACCGUGUGCUUGGAUCUUGAUAUGAACAGCGGGUGUCUGCUUCUUACUCGGUAUGGCCCGAAGCAAGAUCCGGUAUUUAUCAAGCUUCCUCUGGAAAGACAUCUCAUUGGCCGGCACGCGUCCUUUGGAUCCGCAGUCCAGGAGCUAGAGGCUAUAAUCCAAGAAAGUGACCGCACCACCAGAAUCGAGGUCACCUCGCUGGUAAAAACCAGAGCUGACCGUGCUAAUUGGUGGGCCCAGCGCAAAUCGCUUGACAGAAGAUUGAAACAGCUCUUAUGGGAGAUAGACAGUCACUGGUUUGGCUGUUUCAAAGGAGUUUUUGGCCGUUUAGUUUUUGAGAACGCUGUGGUGGAAGAGACUCGUGUCUCUCUUAAACGUAUACUGAGCAAACAAGUUGGUCAUUCUAUUGAACUUGGAACGUUUGAGACAGAACUGAUCCUCCAGCUCGAUCUGGACUUGGAAACAGCUACAUCGGACGUGGAAGACUGGUUCCAGCAUAUCCAGAUCUCCGACGAGGCAGAUUACGGUCGACUUUUUUUGGCUAUCGAGCCAGAGCUCCGUCGGAUACGUCCUGUAUCUACGGUGGAUCAUACCGUGCUCGUUGUUUCUCCUGAAUGUGUGAAGUUACCGUGGGAAUCUGUGCCGUUCCUUCGAAACAGAUCUGUGUCGCGAAUGCCAUCUAUAAAGAUGCUUGUGGAUGUUCUGAUUGAGCAAGAGAAGCAUCUCAAUCUUGGCAUCUCUGCUGCAACGGGCUACUACGUGAUCAAUCCCGGUGGAGACCUCAAAAGAACAGAAACCAAUUUUACGGAGAUGUUUGCUGGCCGUUGCGGCUGGGAAGGGAUUAUUGGAAGCCGCCCCAGCGAGGAGCAGAUUUCCCAGGGUCUUCAGAAAGAUUUAUAUGUUUAUGUGGGCCACGGCGGCGGAGAACAGUAUAUUCGCUCGAAAACCGUCAAGAGCAUGGAAAAGUUGCCUCCAGUGCUGCUUUUAGGGUGUUCCUCGGGGAAACUAAAGACCCAAGGUGUUUUCAAGCCGCACGGGACUGUCUACAACUACCUGAUGGGUGGAAGUCCAAUGGUGGUCGCAAACCUCUGGGAUGUAACCGACAAGGAUAUUGACAAGUUUACUCUCCAUAUGUUUGAGAAAUGGGGAUUUUCAGGUCCGUCGGGCUGUGAUAUUGGUCAUAGCAUUGCGCAGAGCCGGGACGUAUGUGUUCUUCCGUAUUUGAACGGCGCUGCUCCUGUGCUAUAUGGGCUUCCGUUCAAAAUACGUAAUGAGUUAUGA